This is a messenger RNA of Pecten maximus, 1628 nucleotides long. Its product is annotated as transmembrane protein 45B-like. The record is from RefSeq and is a predicted model, not a curated record. NCBI's taxonomy places the organism in Eukaryota, Metazoa, Mollusca, Bivalvia, Pectinida, Pectinidae. The coding region runs from base 149 to 1039 and encodes 296 amino acids. The transcript is spliced from 6 exons.
CAGAGCGACAUCUAUUUAAACGUGGACUAUAAAUAUUUGUCAGUCGUGCCUCUGCAGGUCGGACUUGGUUCAACAAGCCUUAAACUGUCAGGGUGUCCAGUCAUUAGUGAUAAACACACGAUCUCACAGCGCUACAAUCUAGGUCAGGAUGGGGGCGUUCUGGGGCCACGCUGACAUGGGGAUCUUCUUCAUGGCACUUGGACUCUGGUGGCUGUAUAACAUCUUCAGAGAUUAUUUUAUGAGUGGAUGUGAUUUGAAUAUAUUCAGAUCCAGGAUUAGCUAUGGACUGCCGUGUAAACCUCGGAUUCCUAUCGAAAUCAUCAUGAAACUUCUAUUUAUAGGCGGAGUUAUCCUGUUCGAGUUCAGCACGAGUGGCCUACAUUUCAUCAGCAAAGACGGGAACUUCCGAAACAUUAUCUACCUCCAGCAUCUCACGAUGUUUGGCAUCUUUUUCAUUCAUGCACUCGUUGACCUGAUGGAAUGGAUCGACGCCCCUGUACCCCGGGGGUCAGCUGCACUGACUGGGGCAUUCGCCUUUGGAUGGACAGCUCUGUCGAUGUACUACCAUGUGAAGGUGGGCAACAGGGAACAGGUGGACGUCCUCCUACACACCAUGCCUAACUACGUAAUCUAUAUGUUAUUGGCGAGCUUUCUGUACGAACAUUAUCAUGGUUACAAGGGAAUUCUCGCCCCAACAGUUCGAGCGUUCUCCUCGCUGUUUCUCGGGACCUGGUUUAUUCAGGAGGGCUGGGUUCUGUUUGUGCAUGAUAGAUUUCCUGGCGGUGAGAAGAAUCCGGAAUGGGACCUGGCUGAUGAGCGUAACGCCCAUUUUAUUCCCGUCGCCUUCGGAUGCCAUCUGUUGGUCGACUUUAUAAUUGUUGCCAUUUUAUAUGUUGUAUUGUACUUUGUAUACAUCCCCAAGUCGAGACUUGCAUGUCUCCGUCUCUGGCAGAAAUGGAGACCGCUGAAGACCAGUGACGAGGACGAAAAUGAAUGUCUGCUGCUCGGCAACGAUGACAAAGAGGACAUGUUUGUAUAAUCAAGUAUUUCCGUAGUACCAGAUUCCAUAGGACGAUUGUUAGUCCUGACGUGGUUACCUUUUUCAAUUUCUUUUUUUAGAAAUAUGAUUAAUAAUGGAUAAAUGUCGCGUCACCAUGACAAUUUCUUUUUGCACUGGAUCGUUCAUUGUGUACGUUGCGCAUGGUCGCUCCUUGCAUGCAUGCGCACUGUUACUCUUCGCUUGGGCGCGCCAAUGCGAACUAAGCCAUUAUUAUAUGGUGGCCCAUUCGUCAAAAACUUGCCUUUUAUAUAAUAAUAUAAAAUGUUCUGAUCCGACAACGUGAUAUGUCUCUGGCUUUCCUGAUUCACAGCUAUUUCCCUGUGGUUGUGAAUCAGCCAAUCAGAAGGGACCUUACAAACUUCGACGUUCUUUUUUUUACGUUUUGGGCCUGCCUAUGAAAACAAUUUAGACAAUGGAAAUGCUUGUUACAACAUGAAUUAAAUUAUUUAUUUAUAUAUUUAUUUAUUUAUUUAUGAAACUUUACAAAUUAGAUAUAUAUAACAUCCGUAUGAAAUUCUUGCAAUAUUUUUCAUGUAUUGAUUUUACAAAAAUAACAUUUUUCAACCCA